This is a messenger RNA of Malurus melanocephalus (red-backed fairy wren), 611 nucleotides long. Its product is annotated as F-box only protein 16-like. The transcript is spliced from 4 exons. Gene Ontology annotation, molecular function: protein binding. The coding region runs from base 27 to 602 and encodes 191 amino acids. The record is from RefSeq and is a predicted model, not a curated record. Lineage: Eukaryota; Metazoa; Chordata; Aves; Passeriformes; Maluridae.
GUGGAGGAUCCGCCCCUUCGGUGUCGAUGGCGUUCGCGCCCCCCAAAAAUCCCGAGGGAUCCGCGCUGAGGGUGAGGCUGAGCACGUGGACACCCCUGAACCAGCGGGACAUCAACAGACAGUUUGACCAGUGGACAGAUGGCCAGAGGAGGAGGAUCCUGGCGGAUUUGCUGGAACGCUGCUCGUUAUCGCAGCGGAAAUUUUGCGCCGAGCGGCUGCGAAUUCCGGGCGGGGCCGUGGAUUUCACCACCAGGAUCCCCCGGGUUUUGUCUUUGUACAUUUUCUCCUUCCUGGACCCGCGGAGUCUCUGCAGAUGCGCGCAGCCGCUCUCCAUGGACCAUUCCGUGGUUUCGGAGGUGCGGCCGGUGGGAGGCGCCGGCGCGGAUCCCAAAUUUGGGGUGGGGAAGGAGCGACCGCGUCCGUGGCGCUGCCCCGACYGGAACCCCACGGACACCGCGCGGUUCAACGUCCUGGACAACCGCGACCCCAUCGGGCAGGCCCGGCACGCGAGGAGGAAGGGAGGAGGGAGAACUCCAGACCUGAGCAGAGAGGCGGCUGAGAGGAAGAGGAGGAGCUUAAAAUUCAGCCCAAAUUUGGGGUGAAAAUGGAAA